Sorex fumeus (smoky shrew) is the source of this 1457-nucleotide messenger RNA. RefSeq names its product potassium calcium-activated channel subfamily N member 4 (gene KCNN4). Gene Ontology annotation, molecular function: calmodulin binding; intermediate conductance calcium-activated potassium channel activity; small conductance calcium-activated potassium channel activity. The transcript is spliced from 9 exons. Bases 82 to 1350 code for a protein of 422 amino acids. The record is from RefSeq and is a predicted model, not a curated record. Gene Ontology annotation, cellular component: neuron projection; neuronal cell body; plasma membrane. Gene Ontology annotation, biological process: potassium ion transmembrane transport. NCBI's taxonomy places the organism in Eukaryota, Metazoa, Chordata, Mammalia, Eulipotyphla, Soricidae.
GCCACAGUGGCUGCCCUUUGCGUGCUGCGAGGUGGGGGACCCUGGGCAGGAAGCUGGCUGGGCCCCAAGACCCCGGGGGCCAUGGGCGGGGAGCUGCUGUCCGGCCUGGGGGCCCUGCGGCGGAGGAAGCGGCUGCUGGAGCAGGAGAAGUGGCUGGCCGGCUGGGCGCUGGCGCUGGCGGGCGCUGGCAUCGGGCUCAUGGUCCUGCACGCGGAGAUGCUGUGGUUCGGGGGGUGCCCGUGGGCCCUCUACCUGUUCCUGGUGAAAUGCACCAUCAGCGUCUCCACCUUCCUGCUGCUUUGCUUCAUCCUGGCCUUUCACGCCAAGGAGGUCCAGCUGUUCAUGACGGACAACGGGCUCCGGGACUGGCGCGUGGCGCUGACCGGGCGGCAGGUGGCGCAGAUGGUGCUGGAGCUGGCGGUGUGCGCGCUGCACCCCGCGCCGGUGCAGGGCCCGCCGUGCGCGCCCGGGGCGGCCGCCGCCGCCUGGCCGGGCUUCCUGGACCAGGGCGAGGCGCUGCUGUCGCUGGCCAUGCUGCUGCGCCUCUACCUGGUGCCCCGCGCCGUGCUCCUGCGCAGCGGCGUCCUGCUCAACGCCUCGUACCGCAGCAUCGGCGCGCUCAACCAGGUCCGCUUCCGCCACUGGUUCGUGGCCAAGCUGUACAUGAACACGCACCCCGGCCGCUUGCUGCUCUGCCUCACUCUGGGGCUCUGGCUCACCACCGCCUGGGUGCUGUCGGUGGCUGAGAGGCAGGCCGUUAAUGCCACCGGGCACCUUUCUGACACGCUGUGGCUGAUUCCCAUCACGUUCCUGACCAUCGGUUACGGGGAUGUGGUGCCAGGCACCAUGUGGGGCAAGAUCGUCUGCCUGUGCACGGGGGUCAUGGGGGUCUGUUGCACUGCCCUGCUGGUGGCCGUGGUGGCCCGAAAACUGGAGUUCAACAAGGCCGAGAAGCACGUGCACAACUUCAUGAUGGACAUCCAGUACGCCAAGGAGAUGAAGGAGUCAGCUGCACGCGUGCUGCAGGAGUCCUGGAUGUUCUACAAACACACACGCAGGAAGGAAUCGGGAGCCGCCCGCAGGCACCAGCGCCGGCUGCUGGCUGCCAUCAACACGUUCCGCCAGGUGCGGCUAAAGCACCGAAAGCUUCGGGAACAAGUGAACUCCAUGGUGGACAUCUCCAAGAUGCACAUGAUCCUGUGUGACCUGCAGCUGAGUCUUAGCAGCUCCCACCGGGCCCUGGAGAAGCGCAUGGACGCGCUGGCGCUGAAGCUGGACACGCUGACCGAGCUGCUCGGCUCCGCCCUGAGGGUGCAGCCACUUCCAGAAGCCAACCAGGAGGCCACGUAGCUGACUCUUGGUGCCAGCUACUCCCGCCCUUCUACACACGCCUGUUGACCCUGACUUCACAUCCGUGUCCAUCCCCUGGCAAUUUCCCGACGGCCUUCUGUCUCCGC